Molecule: messenger RNA, 2593 nt
Organism: Onthophagus taurus
Lineage: Eukaryota; Metazoa; Arthropoda; Insecta; Coleoptera; Scarabaeidae
Product: sodium-dependent neutral amino acid transporter B(0)AT3
Biological process (GO): sodium ion transmembrane transport; nitrogen compound transport; amino acid transport
Cellular component (GO): plasma membrane
Source: RefSeq, a predicted model, not a curated record
CUAAGUGCGUCUACCCUCCGAGCAACAACUCAGCACACCCCCUUCAUUGAAUUCAUCGUAAAAACGACGUUAACAGAUAUGUGAUAGAUUAAAAGUCCAAAAUUAAAUCACCGAGUCAUCAACUAUAAAAAAAAACCGUCCUAAACUUCAAGAAGCCCCUUUGAAAAUAAAAAGAAAAUGGCAAAUACAGCUCAUUUAGUUCGGAGACAAAGCUCCCGGGAUUUAAACCCCCAAAGAUCACUCGAUCGACUCGAAUUGAGGGAGAUGCGGGGGCGUUUGGUUGUCGUUGAAAAUGGAAACACGAAUAACAUGUACGGAGCGACGAACAUAGCCUUCGAAGAUACAAGCCCCAAUUCGAAACAGACCCAAAUCAAAUCGGCUUCAAGCAGUAAAAGGGGAUCCCAAGACGGGAAAGUUUUUAAGCCGGAAAGUGGGGAGGAUGAUCGGGAAUCUUGGGAUAGUAAGUUAACAUUUUUGUUGGCAACAGUUGGUUACGCCGUUGGAUUGGGGAACGUCUGGAGAUUUCCCUAUUUAGCACAAAAGAACGGCGGAGGAGCGUUUUUGAUUCCCUAUUUUAUUAUGUUGGCGGUCGAAGGGAUUCCAAUUUUUUAUCUUGAAUUAGCGAUUGGGCAAAGGUUGAGGAAAGGUGCCAUUGGAGUGUGGAAUCAAGUUUCAUGUUAUCUUUCAGGAAUUGGAAUAAGUAGUGCUGUCGUAUCAUUCAACGUAGCCUUAUAUUAUAACACCAUAAUUGCUUGGUGCUUAUUUUAUUUAGCACAAAGCUUUCAAUCGGAAUUACCUUGGUCUGAAUGUCCCAAUAUGUAUUUUCCGAAUGGAUCUUAUUCUCCAGAACCUGAAUGUACAGCAAGUAGUCCAACUCAAUAUUUUUGGUACCGCCAAACUUUAAUGGUAUCAGACGACAUCAACACCCCACAAGUUUUUAAUUGGAAAAUUGCUUUGUCUUUAGUCGUGGCUUGGAUUUUGGUUUAUAUGUGUAUGAUAAAAGGAAUUGCAUCUUCAGGAAAAGUCGUUUAUGUAACGGCAACUUUCCCUUACAUAGUUUUAAUAAUAUUUUUCUUCCGCGGAAUAACAUUAAAAGGAGCCUCCGACGGCUUAAGACACCUUUUCACCCCAAAAUGGCACACAAUUUUAGAUCCGGUCGUUUGGUUGGAAGCUGGAACCCAAAUUUUCUUUUCACUCGGCCUAGCUUUCGGUGGAUUAAUAGCGUUUAGUUCUUAUAAUCCUGUUAAUAAUAAUUGUUAUCGAGACGCUUUAAUGGUUUCGAUGACGAAUUGUUUCACCUCGAUGUUUGCUGGAAUCGUGGUUUUUUCUAUAAUCGGAUUUAAGGCGACGAUGGUGUACGAAAGAUGUCUCGAUGAUAGAAAUGAAACUUUACGGUAUAUCUUUGGGGCAAAUUUUACCGAGAUUCUUGGUAAUAAAGAAUUAAAAAGUGGAGGAAUUUUUAAUUUUACUGGAAUAAAUGGAAAUUUUCGAAGCGUUGUUAUUCCGGAACUUCCAAUUUGUGAUUUAGAAAAAGAAUUGGGAAAUUCCGCUUCCGGAACAGGCCUGGCAUUUAUAAUUUUCACCGAGGCGAUAAAUCAAUUUCCGGGAGCCCCGUUUUGGUCGAUCCUGUUCUUUCUAAUGUUAUUUACCCUCGGAAUCGAUUCUCAAUUCGGCACGUUAGAGGGUGUAGUCACCUCGAUUGUGGACAUGAAACUUUUCCCGGAUCUGCGAAAGGAAAUAUUAACAGGCGUGAUUUGUUUAACGUGUUGCCUUCUUUCCAUGGGGUUUGCCCACGGAGCCGGAAACUACAUUUUUAUACUUUUCGAUAAUUUUAGUGGAAAUUUUCCCUUAUUAAUUAUAGCGUUGUUUGAAUGUAUAGCGGUUGCGUAUGUUUAUGGAUUAAAAAGAUUUGCAGAUGAUAUUGAGAUGAUGACUGGGCAACGACCGGGUCUUUAUUGGUUAAUUUGUUGGAAAUAUUUAUCACCUUUGACUAUGAUUUCGAUUUUAAUGGCCAGUAUAAUUGAAAUUAUCACCGACGGAUCCGGAUAUCCGGCUUGGAUCGCAUCCGAAGGGAAAACCGAGAGGCAUUCAUGGCCCGUAUGGGCCAUCGUUUUGAUAUCCGUUGUUAUUUUAAUUUCUGUUAUCUGGAUCCCUUUGGUGGCAAUAUGCAGAUUCUUUGGAAUAAUUAUAAUCGAAGAUGAAGAGAAAGCGUGGUUUCCAGCGAACGAUUUGAAAGAAUUCCAUGGAAUUAUGCCCCAUGAAGUGACGACUGCUGAGAAUUUAUUGUUUUGUAUAAGAGCUGAUGGAACUGAAGGGUUGUGUUGCCCCACCGGAUUUAAUUAUGACGAUGAUUUCGAAAAUUAGUAAUUCUUAUUACAAAUAAAUAAAUAUUAUAGGAUACUGCCCGAUGUUUGUAGUGUAUAUAAUUUAUAACAAAACAAAAUGAAAUUAUGAAUAAUGACAAUAAUAAUAUAAAUACAAUAAUUUUUGAUAGAUUUUAGCACUUAAUUUUUAAACAUUAACGAUAAAGAUGAUCUCAAUGUAUUUAAAGAAAUUAAGUAAUACGUAAUAAUUUUUAGUUUAUAAUAUAUUU